Messenger RNA from Fusarium mangiferae, 960 nucleotides. Its product is annotated as putative 3-hydroxybutyryl-CoA dehydrogenase. Lineage: Eukaryota; Fungi; Ascomycota; Sordariomycetes; Hypocreales; Nectriaceae. The record is from RefSeq and is a predicted model, not a curated record. Gene Ontology annotation, molecular function: NAD+ binding; oxidoreductase activity, acting on the CH-OH group of donors, NAD or NADP as acceptor. The transcript is spliced from 2 exons. The coding region runs from base 1 to 960 and encodes 319 amino acids. Gene Ontology annotation, biological process: fatty acid metabolic process.
AUGGCUGCUCCAAUGUUUCGAAUGCCUUCUAUGGCAGUUGUGCGUCAUGCCCGCUGCUUCAGCUCUUCACCUCGCCAAUAUGCCGCCGCAGAGGUCAAGAAGCUUGGUGUUAUCGGUGCGGGUCAAAUGGGAUUGGGGAUUGCUCUUGUUGCAGCUCAAAAGGCUCAGGUUCCCGUUACUUUGAUCGAUACUUCAGACAAGGCUCUGGCCAAGGGCAUUGCCUUUGCUGAGAAACUCCUAGCAAAGGAUGUCUCAAAGUCAAGGAUCACACAGGAGCAGGCCGACAGCGCCCGUUCUCUUCUCAGUACAAGCACCAGAAUGGAAGACCUCUCCUCUGCAGACAUGGUUAUCGAGGCUGUUCCUGAGCUGCCCAAUCUCAAGUUUGACAUAUUUGGCAAGCUGGCUCAGAUCUGCCCCAAGCACGCUAUUCUCGCUACAAACACCUCUUCUAUCUCCAUCACCCGCAUCGCCGCUGCCACUACCAAGGAUCCCACUGAUACCUCAGCUUCCUCUCGCGUUGUGUCGACCCAUUUCAUGAACCCCGUCCCUGUACAGAAGGGCGUUGAGAUCAUCAGCGGCCUGCAGACUAGCCAGGACACUCUCGACACUGCCGUUGAGUUCUGCAAGCGCAUGGGCAAGAUCACUUCGGUGUCAGCCGACUCUCCUGGAUUCCUUGCCAAUCGCAUCCUCAUGCCUUAUAUUAACGAGGCGAUCAUUUGUCUUGAGACUGGUGUUGGAGACCGUGACUCCAUUGAUGCCAUCAUGAAGAACGGCACAAACGUGCCCAUGGGUCCUCUUCAGCUUGCUGAUUUCAUUGGUCUCGAUACAUGUCUCUCUAUCAUGAAGGUUCUGUAUGAGGAGACCGCUGACUCCAAAUACAGGCCGAGCGUGUUGUUGAAGAACAUGGUCAACGCUGGUUGGUAUGGUAAGAAGAGUGGCAAGGGCUUUUACGACUACUGA